UAGAAAAACAAGCAAAAAGUUCCGACAAAAGCGGUCGACGUUGAAAUGAGCCUGCAGUAGAUUUGCUCAGCACAAACUGUCAAGCAAUCUGAAACCUGCUGAGCAAUUUUGACAUGUUCUCCAACUUUGAAGGCUCAUGCUCCCGCUGCAUUUUCAUAGACCACCGGGUAACGCGCACACACAGAGAAACAGAGAACAGAAGAUUCUCGAACAUUCGGGUGAAAAGAAAAAACAAACGUCGUUUUAGCGAAGAAAAACGUGUCUCGGCAGUAUUGCGACUGUGAGCUGUGUUUUCGGAACAAGGCUACUGCGAAACCCAUCGGACGGGAAGCAGACUACAACUUGCUCAAAGAUUGUCAUUCAAUCGGCGUGUAUUUUGUGCAAAAGUGCUACCAUCACACGCAAUAGUUUCGACCGGGUGUUUCUAACCCUGCGCCUCCUUACAAACCAACACUCGUUUUAUCGUGUUUGGGGACAACAAAGCAAAGACUGCUGGGUGUGAAAAUGGCCACGCAAGAAAGCAAGCAGCUGGCCCUGAAGGAAAAGGAGCUGGGCAAUGCGGCUUACAAAAAGAAGGAUUUCGAAACCGCACUUGUGCACUACCGCGCGGCGUUGACGCAUGAUCCGACGGACAUAACAUUCCACAACAAUAUUGCGGCAGUAUACUUCGAACAGAAGGAGUUCAAGAAAUGCAUCGAGGAGUGCGAAAAGGCCGUUGAGGUAGGUCGCGAAAAUCGGGCGGACUACAAGCUAAUCGCGAAAGCGUUCACCCGCACCGGCAACGCGUUCCGCAAGCUGGAAGACUAUAAAUCCGCCAAAACCUACUUCGAGAAGUCGCUCUCGGAGCAUCGAACGCCCGAGGUGAAGUCGUUGCUUAGCGACACCGAGAAGCAGAUCAAGGAGAUGGAGAGACUAGCGUACAUCGAUCCGGCCAAGGCAGAGGAAGAGAAGGAAAAGGGCAACGAGUAUUUCAAGCAGGGCGACUACAGCACAGCCGUGAAGCACUACUCCGACGCGAUCAAGCGCAACCCGGACGAUGCGAAACUGUACAGCAAUCGGGCCGCCUGCUACACAAAGCUGGCUGCGUUCGAUCUGGGCCUGAAGGAUUGCGAAACCUGCUGCCGGCUGGACGAAACGUUCAUCAAAGGGUGGAUCCGCAAGGGCAAGAUUCUGCAGGUGAUGCAGAAAUCGUCCGAAGCGCUCACCGCCUACCAGAAAGCCUUAGAGAUCGAUCCGAACAACGCGGAAGCGCUGGAAGGAUACCGAGCGUGCACGGUGGAUGUUCACUCAGAUCCGGAGAAGGUAUGGAAUAAGGCGAUGAACGAUCCGGCAGUGCAGCAGAUCCUGAAAGAUCCGGCGAUGCGCGUCAUUCUAGACCAAAUGCAAAACGAUCCAAAUGCGGUGCUAGAGCAUCUGAAGAAUCCUCAGGUAGCUUCCAAAAUUCAGAAACUACUCGGGUCCGGAAUCAUUAAAAUUUACUAAACACGCUUCUCGAAUGUACACAUCGGAAGGGUAACAAUGGCAACACAGCAACAUCUGAGGCGUCGGCGGCUCUCUUCACUCUCUUCUACCACAGGUCGAAAAUAUCCUUCGAGUAAAACUAAGCAACAAAGAAAAGCAGAGCCAGUGAGAGAGAGAGAGAGAAAGAGAGCGAGAGAGUGAUAUCGAGUGAAAAAGUGGAGGAACGCGUAGUGGAUGCACGAGAGCGAGUGAGGCAGAUAGAGAGGGAGAAAGAUCGCGAAUGAUCCCGGUGGUGAAUUGAAAUCGUUGGUCCGCUUUGCUGCCCUUUUUGCUAAGCUUUGGCGCGAAGUCCCAGCUCAAUUUUCUCAUAUUUUUUACCCAUUUGGUCACGAAUGGUCAGCCCCGAGGUUUAACAACAUUCAAAAACAACAACACGCGUCGCACCGCAGCCUUGCAAUGCAAGAAUGUGGACCGGACGUUGUGUAAGCGUUUUUUGUUGACCAUACAAUCAAUUUCCAUUAUCCUUGGCCGCCACAGAGACAGUGCAGAAGAGCGGGCACCGGUAAAAUUGCAUUCAGAAUUGCCUAAGAACAACGGUUAAUAAUAAUCCGACUAAGCAUUAGGGUACGUAAGCAUAUUACUAGUAGUGCCGUAGACAUUAAACAAAGCCAGUUGUAGGACAGGCCGCGGGUCCUGUGAGUGUGUGUGCGUCGUGAAACUCUGAGAACGGAAAAUAAAAUAUUUCUGCUACCUUCAUAACCUAGCAGCAUGA
Anopheles stephensi (Asian malaria mosquito) is the source of this 2233-nucleotide messenger RNA. It is a transcript of the gene Stip1, whose product is annotated as stress-induced-phosphoprotein 1. The record is from RefSeq and is a predicted model, not a curated record. Gene Ontology annotation, molecular function: Hsp90 protein binding. The transcript has 2 exons. The coding region runs from base 505 to 1482 and encodes 325 amino acids. NCBI's taxonomy places the organism in Eukaryota, Metazoa, Arthropoda, Insecta, Diptera, Culicidae.